Messenger RNA from Penicillium arizonense, 1488 nucleotides. Its product is annotated as SET domain-containing protein. NCBI's taxonomy places the organism in Eukaryota, Fungi, Ascomycota, Eurotiomycetes, Eurotiales, Aspergillaceae. The transcript has 4 exons. Bases 1 to 1488 code for a protein of 495 amino acids. Gene Ontology annotation, molecular function: protein-lysine N-methyltransferase activity. Gene Ontology annotation, biological process: peptidyl-lysine monomethylation. The record is from RefSeq and is a predicted model, not a curated record. Gene Ontology annotation, cellular component: nucleus.
AUGAAGCGCGAAUAUCUGCCGAUCGAAACUCUGCCAGCUUGGCAGUGCCUCAAUGGCAUUGUCGCGAAAGGCGUCGCGUUCCAGAAACUCGGAUCAAGCGAGUAUGGUACAGAUAAAGGCAGCGCGAUCGUCGCGACAGAAGCCAAGUCCAGCGACGAGAACGAUACUACGCCCGAAAUCCUCCUCCAAAUCCCUUCCGACCUGGUCCUCUCCCUAGAGGCAGUCCACAACUAUGCCAAAUCCGACCGGUAUCUACGCGAUGUAUUGGAGGCAAUCGGCGACUUCGGAAGGACAGCUAGAGGGGCUAUCAUGAUAUUCCUGCUGGUCCAACUAUCACACACCAGCCCCGAUCUCCGCGCCAAACACGAGCAUGUCGGCGUCUCCAACCCAUGGACCGAAUACGUCAAGUUCCUGCCUCCGUCAUUUCCCCUGCCCACAUUUUAUACGACGGAAGAACAGGAGUUGUUCCGGGGAACCUCACUUGCCGAGGCCCUGGAUGCCAAGUUCAUGUCUCUCGAGCGGGAGUUUGAGAAUCUAUGCCAAGCCACGGAGGGUAUUAAGUGGUGUCAGCAGAGCUGGUGGGACGAGGAGAACGGCUCGUUGACGAUCCAGGAUUGGAAAUAUGUCGAUGCGGCCUAUCGGUCGCGCAUGUUGGAUAUCCCUGGCUGUGGGCUUGCGAUGGUGCCUUGCAUUGAUAUGGCCAACCAUGUGUGCGGAGACGGAGCGAAGGCCCUCUAUGAUGCAGAUUCGAAUGGGAAUGCAGUUCUUCAGCUGCGAUGGGGCAAGAGCCUGCUACCUGGCGAGGAGGUUACCAUCUCAUACGGAGAUGAAAAGUCCGCUUCCGAAAUGAUCUUUUCCUACGGAUUCCUGGACAGCGCCACGACCGAAGCCAGAGAGAUGUGUCUCAACAUAGACAUGCCCGAAGACGACCCUCUCAGUUUCGCAAAGAAAAUAUUCUGCCAACAAAACCGUGGAAUUCGCAUCACAUCCCAGGGAUCUGAAGAGCAACGGUUUACAUGGGAAAGCCCCCUUGUUUGGAUAGCCUGUGUGAACGAGGAAGACGGGCUUAAUUUCGGCCUCGCACAGACAACCGAUGGCGGCAGGGAACUCGACACAACCUGGAAAGGCCAGAAGAUCCAAUCACCCGAUCAUCUCCGAGAGCUUCUUGCCGCCGAUCCUCUAUGGGACAUCAUCCAGCUUCGCGCUGCAGUGCUACUUCUUGAACGACUCGAGACCCAGCUCUCUCUUCUACAGCAGAUGGAGGAAGUCAUCGCUAACCUCCGUGAGAAUGAAGUGGCCCUGACCUCGUUUUUCCGGCCAGAGAUCUUCGAGUUAAUCAGUCGGUUCCGAGUUCUCGAAGCCGAUCUGCUGGAGAAGGCGGUUGAAGAACUCAUCAAACAGCGAACCGAGUUGUUAGGGUCUGCCAGCGUUGCAGCAUAUUUCAGCCAGCAAACGGGAGUGGCAGAGGAAGUCGAGGACUUUUCAUGA